UAUAUACCUCGCUCCUCGUCUCUUCAUCAUAACCCCGCUUUUUUCCUUUCCUGGUCGCCCUCUUGAUGGUCUCAUCCUCUUCCGGCGUCUUCCCCUCCAUUUCCCUCUUUUGAGGGUUCCAAGGCUGGUAGAUGUCCGUCUCUCUCCCUCCCCACAGGCUGUUCCCCCCUCUCUGCCGCCCGAUUGUAGCCAAUUGUGGCUGGGUUGCCGUGCUGGUGUGUCCCUGCAGACCCUACCUCACAGAGCCUCCUCCUGUGUUCGUCAUUCCAAAGUUGCUGGAUGCUCACCCGAUUUCCCCCUCACAACUGCUCACAACUUGCUCACAGCUCUUCUUAUCCCUUCUUAUCCCUUCUGAUUCUCCUGAUUCUUCUCUUCCUCCUGUUUAUCUUUCAUCACUUUAUUGGCGUGUAUAUUCACUUGUUCCCAUCCCAACCUCCUCUCAUCCCCUCUUCUGGCUGUCUAUUUGGCUGUCUGAUGCCCUGUUUCCAUCUAUCUCCCCAGCCUUUCUGUUUUGUUUCCUGAUCUUUCCCGCUCUUUUUUCCCUUCUCCCCCUUUCUCGCCCAUCCGCUGCUCAUCUCUAUCCCCCCCGCCCCCAAGUCUUUCAUAUAGCUUCCUCGACAUAUCUCUUAGAUAUAUCUCUUUUCCAUCUACACGAUUUUAUCAUCGUAUAUCUUUCCAACCUUCUCUUCCAACAGCAAUACCGACAAGACAAGCUCGCUCCUCAGUAUUCGCUCUCUCUCUCUCUCCCUAGCUGGAUCCUCCACGUGCGUUUUCUUGCCCUGCUUCAGUUUCUCCUCUUAUAUCCUUCGCUUCCACUUGAUUUCUUCAUCGUAGCAACUCACUCCUCUUCGUCUUCUCACCGAACUCAUCAUAGACACUCAAAAGCCCACAACAAGCCCUUCAAGCAAGAAAGGCCUUUUUUGAGAUCACAAAACCAUCCUUGUUCAUCAUCUCUUUGAUUUGCUUGAUAAAUCUCGCUCUCCAAGCAAAAAUGAGAGGCAACGGAUCUUCUGCUAUUGCAAGCAGCCCUCGCUCCUCAGAUGAGGCUGCCUCUCGCAACGGCUCCCCUGAGACAAAGCUUACUGCCUUCUCCCCUGAAGACCUCCGUCUGAAGUCCCGCUUCGAGGCCGGAAGGGCUUUCUGUGGUCCUCCUGACGAUAGUCACCGUCCUUUCUAUUCCAUUAAUAAUGGACUGGGCCAUCAUCAGGGUCAAGACCCCUUCUUGUCCACCCCAUCUUCUGCUGGUCGCGCCCAGCUUUCUCCCACUGCCUCCAGCUUCACCCCGUCUGGGUUCAGCAUUAAUCCUUUUGGAUUUUCUGCCCGUUCGGCUUUCCAUGGAGAUCAACAGCCACAGCCCAUGGCUAAAGGCUACUUAGCUGCCACUUCAGAGCCUGAUGCCUCUCCUGAUGCUAGUGAUGUCUUUGGGACGCGCUCAAACCUACGCCUCUCGGGUUUUGGCCCCAUCGGGAAAGCAAAGUUGGUGAAAAGCCCGCUUCCCAUGAUGUUUGCCCAUCUAGGGAAGUUCGACGGCGAAAAUCGCAACCGUGCUUUCGCUAUAGACGGUGUCCCAGCAAACCUCCCCUAUCUCACUCUUGCUGAGAUUUUCAACCGUCGCGAAUUCGGGACUCUCAAGGGCCCUGUGUUCACGGAACUCAGCUCUGCCGGGUGCAUCUAUCUGGGGUUUACUGACAUUCGUGAUGCCAAAAAUGCCUCCGAAAAAGUUAGACGUCUUCAUCCUGAAUGGCGCAUCCGCUCCUUGACUGCAAGGGAGUAUGCCCAGAAGUUUGACCCGGCCAAUGCUGGUCUGGUUUCCGAUUUCGAAGGCCAAGUUUUUGCCUCUGUUUUUUAUGACAGCUCUAACCCAUCCUUGGAUGCGCGUGUUGUGUCGCACUCGUUCAAGGAUCUCUUGGAGACUUUUGGCGAUAUCAAAGCUUUCCAUGGCAUGCCAAAUACCCAAGGAAACGUUGAUGAGUUUUUGAUCGAGUUCUUCGAUACUCGUGCUGCUGAUAAUGUCGUUUCGACUUUGAACGGAACAUCUGUGGACGAAUGCGUUCUGGAGCUUAAACUCCACAGACCAGACAUGGCAGAGCCACAAACUCCUCGCCAUGGAUCUUUCGAAUCCAGAGACUUCUUCUCUUCAUCUGAUGUGUCGAACAAGCGGCCAUACAGUCGUCGAUCCAUGACUCACAUGCAUUCUAGUCCAUACCAUGAACUUAGCCCUACUGGCCGCUCUAUCAUUCCGAUUGAUGACCAUGUAGCAACUAUGGGUUGGAUGCCAAAGGCUGACGAUAACUUUGGGUUCCGUCCUCGCCAUGAACUUAGUCGCCAUAGUGAUCCUCGCUCUAACAAUCAGAACUUCGUCGACAUCGAACGCAUCCGCUGUGGUGUCGAUGUCCGCACUACAAUUAUGCUUCGCAAUAUUCCAAACAAGAUUGAUCAGGCCAUGCUUAAGGAAAUCGUCGACGAAACUAGCCAUGGUAAAUACGAUUUCAUGUAUCUGCGUAUUGAUUUCGCAAAUAACUGCAAUGUCGGCUAUGCAUUCAUCAAUUUCGAGGAUCCAAUUGAUAUCAUCGAUUUUGCCAAAGCUCGUGCGGGUCAUACAUGGAAUUGCUUCAACAGCGAUAAAAUUGCGGAAAUAUCCUACGCCACUAUCCAAGGAAAGGACUGCCUGGUCCAAAAAUUCCGCAAUAGUUCCGUAAUGCUUGAGCAUCCCUCCUUCCGCCCAAAGAUUUUCCACACCGGCACUGGACCCCUGGCUGGAUCCGAGGAUCGUUUCCCAGGCCCAGACAACCCGUCAAAAAUGCGUCGUAGCGUCGAAAACGCAGAGCAUGUCGGCCUCUUCGCGCCACGUGUUGGCCAGCAAUAUCGCGACGAGCAGCGUCGUCGUCGCUCCCAGUUCGACCGCGGGACCACCGCCGCUGAGCGUGAGGCGUAUUACGUCCGCUCCUCCAGCUCCUUCACGCCUAGACGUGGCGCGUUGAAUGGAAACGGGAACGGUGGUGUGAUGCUACCGAUGAUGGUGAUGUCUCCGUGUUAUGAGGGCCCUGUUUCUGGUGCUGAUGGUGGUGUUGGCGCUCGGGCUUCUUGAAAAAUAGGAGAAGGGAUGGAGGGCCGUUUUCUGCGUACUUGCGGGUGUGCAAGUGGGUAUCGAUUGGCCAAGGAAAGAAAGGAAAGUAUCCAUUUUCGCUCUUUUUGUCCUUUUUUGCCUGCUUCGAAUGGGGUUUUUGUGUUUAUUUCUUGUUUUGCCCUUCCACUGGAUUCCGAUAAUAUCUUCCCUUCCUCACCACCCUUCAGCACCAGCAGGGUGUGUUGUCUGAAUUUGCGCUGUGUAUGGCUGGUCGCUCAGUAACUUAAUUCUUCAGUUUCUCCCUUUUGCUUUUGUGUCAUAUUCAUACCCGCUCUCCUCCCUCCUGUCCUCUCUCGAACCCGAAUGCCACUGUUUGGUUGUGAAAGGAAUAGUCUUCAAGAAAAAUUUUCCGGAAGCGAGAGAGAGAAAGAAAGGGAAAAAGAAAGGAGAGUGAUGGAAGGCCAAUUCAAUCAAUGCCUGAUCGACAGGCAUGGGAAAAAAAAAAAAAAAGAAAAAAAAAAAGGAAAGAGCCCUCUUUUAUCCAUCUUGCUCUGUGUACCCAUUACUCAAAUUUGGGAUUGGGUAGAACCCAUCAAUCGACAGGCAAGUUGUUUGGUUUGGUUUGAUCCUUUUUCAGAAAAGGAGCUCAGGCGUGUGUUGUUGGGUUUUGUUGGUUGCUGGAAUGGAACUUAGUUGAGUUGGGCUUUUAUUUACCUUUUUUGUGUUUUCUUUACUCCUUUCGAUUAUGCUUGCUCGUGCUCAUGCUUGUUCGCAUGUUCUGCUCGGCUGUGUUAUUUCUAUUCCUUUGCUCGACGAGUUUCUGGGUUUGAGACGACACGCUCGAAGUGGGGAACGACUUAAUUAAUCUACCUUAAAAAUGGGACAGAUAAGAGGUGGAUCUUUUUCUUCUCUAAGUUUGAUUUUGAUUUUUUACCUUUCUUGCCCACGACCUUCUCUCACUUCUUAGGCGAUCUUCCCUCCUUUACCCAUGUACUUUUAGUCUCAUGUAUGUAUUGUAGUUUUAACUACACAGACACGGAUGGAUCUUUUAUCCGAAAAAUUUCCCCCUCCCUUGUGGAGUCCCUUGGAGGUUUUUUGUUGCCAAAUAGCAGCGUGGAAUUAAAUGGGGAUCAUACCAUCUCCAAGUCCCACAUAAAUAGCAUGUUGUAGCGGUAUCAAACUCAGCUCUCAAGGGAAGGAAGUGGGGAGGCCACGGCUGUAUUAGUGAAGCUUUCAGUUGUAUGUAUUUAGCAGUGUCCUUCGCGUUUGACGGGCCAAUAGUUAAAACUAAACAGACAGUAAGCGAGG
This is a messenger RNA of Blastomyces dermatitidis ER-3, 4375 nucleotides long. Its product is annotated as meiosis protein MEI2, variant. Gene Ontology annotation, molecular function: RNA binding. Lineage: Eukaryota; Fungi; Ascomycota; Eurotiomycetes; Onygenales; Ajellomycetaceae. The coding region runs from base 992 to 3088 and encodes 698 amino acids. The record is from RefSeq and is a predicted model, not a curated record. The transcript is spliced from 14 exons.